Molecule: messenger RNA, 2326 nt
Organism: Panicum hallii
Lineage: Eukaryota; Viridiplantae; Streptophyta; Magnoliopsida; Poales; Poaceae
Product: DEAD-box ATP-dependent RNA helicase 17
Exons: 10
Coding region: 225-2030 (601 amino acids)
Biological process (GO): ribosome biogenesis
Cellular component (GO): nucleus
Molecular function (GO): nucleic acid binding; RNA helicase activity; ATP binding
Source: RefSeq, a predicted model, not a curated record
CCGCAUUCAAACUUUCAGAUUCAGUAUGCUAGCUCCACGGCUGCGCCACUGCAAACCUAGCAGCCGGCUUGCCGCGGGAACUCGCUCCCCUCUCCAUCUGCGCCGCCUUUUCCAGUAUCUCCAGCUGUUUACGCCGCCGCUCUCCCUACCACACCCCCGAGGUCUAGACGAGCUCUUCCCCGGUCGCCGCCAUCCUCUCCUCUCCAUCGCCGCUCCUCCCCGUUAUGCCCAAGAAGCUCGGCAAGCCGCCGCCGCCGCCGGCGGCGGCACAGGAGGAGGGGAGAGAGGAGCUUUUUGCAUCAUGCUCCUUCGCCGACCUCGGACUCCACCCUACCCUCUGCGCCCACCUUCAAGAUAAGAUGGGUUUCCAAGCACCGACGCGAAUUCAAGCUCAGGCAAUUCCUGUCGCCAUGUCUGGACAGCACAUGCUAGUGAAGGCUGCAACUGGCACUGGGAAAACUCUUGCGUACCUUGCACCUAUUGUUCACCUUCUCCAGAUGAGGGAGCCUCGUGUCGAUAGAACUCAUGGAACUUUUGCGUUGGUUCUUGUGCCAACGCGAGAAUUAUGCUUACAGGUUUAUGGGAUUGCGCAGCAGCUGGUUCAUCGUUUUCACUGGAUUGUCCCUGGGUAUGUCAUGGGUGGUGAGAACAGAGCAAAAGAGAAAGCAAGGCUGCGAAAAGGAAUAUCAAUUCUCAUUGCUACCCCUGGGCGCCUCCUUGACCAUUUGCAGCAUACUGCGUCAUUUGUUUAUUCAAAUUUGCGCUGGAUAGUUUUUGAUGAAGCUGACAGCAUUCUUGAACUUGGUUUUGGGAAAGCAGUUGAGGAUAUUCUAGAGCACUUGGGUUCAAGGAAUGGUGCUCCUGAUCAAAAUAAAAACAAAGGGGAGCAUAUCCGAAGGCAAAACCUUCUGUUAUCUGCAACUCUUAAUGAGAAGGUGAAUCGGUUGGCUAAAAUUAGUUUGAAGAAUCCAGUGAUGAUUGGCCUUGAUGAUCAAAAGAAGCCCUCAGGGAAAUCGAACACGCUAGGGAACAGUCAUACUUCUCUAUUAUCUGAUGAUGAGGAGGACGGGAUACUGGAAAAGCAAAAUGAUGUAUUGGAACAUGCAGUUGAUGAUUUCAAGCUUCCUGCACAAUUGGUCCAAAGAUACGUUAAAGUUUCCUGUGGCUCAAGGCUUGCAGUUCUUCUGUCGAUUCUCAAAUCUCUAUUUGAAAGACAAAUUUCUCAGAAGGUUGUUAUUUUCUUGUCAACUUGUGACUCUGUUGAUUUCCACCACACGGUACUCAGCCAGCUUGAAUGGAGCUCUGGCCCACAACUUGAUAUGGAUAAGAAGCAAAAAUUUCUUAGUUGUAAAGUGUUCCGUUUGCAUGGUAGUAUGGAGCAGGAUGAUCGAAAAAAGUCAUUUUUGGGUUUUGGUUCUGAGAAAUCUGCAAUUCUUGUAUCUACCGAUGUUGCUGCUAGAGGCUUGGACUUUCCAAAAGUCAAGUACAUCAUACAGUAUGAUUCUCCAGGGGAAGCUUCUGAAUACGUUCACAGGGUUGGAAGAACUGCAAGGAUUGGUGAAAAAGGGGAGGCUCUCCUGUUUCUGCAGCCUAUUGAACUUGACUACUUGAAAGAUCUGGAGUCACACGGUGUAUCACUGACAGAGUACCCCUUUCAAAAGGUUUUGGAUAGUUUUCCUGUAAAUGGACAGAAACCUCACAAAAGGAAGAUAAUAUCUUUAGACAUGCACCCUUGGAUAAUGUCUCUGCAGAGAUCACUAGAGGGUUUCGUCGCUGCUGAGGAUGCAACAAAGAAGCUUGCCAGGGACGCUUUCUGCUCCUGGAUUCGGGCCUACACUGCCCACCGAGGCGAACUGAAGAAGAUUUUCAUGGUGAAGAAGCUCCACUUGGGGCACGUAGCGAGGAGCUUCGGGCUGAAGGAACAGCCGUCGUUGGUGGGAAGGUCGCACCAGGUGCAGCUCAAGAAGAGGAAGAAGGAGCAGAAGCGCCAACAGCCUGCCAAGAGGAGAAAGCUCCCCUCCAAGAAGUGAACCUGCACAUCUGAAAUGGCGUGCCGCUUGACUUGGAUCGUGGAUGAUGUGAUCCGCACCAGUUUUGGAACUAACAGCCGCGGGGGCCUGAAGUUUACUUGUACAUCAUGGCUAGGGCUGUAGAGCCCUGGUCAUGGCUGUUUUUGUUCGAGAGAUUCCAUGUUUGGAUAAUGGCUUGAAUGUAGCCUACUUUUUCAUUUUGGCGAACAUGGUUUGAAUGUAGCAACUAGCAAGGGAUGCACAAUGUUGUUGAGAUGACAUUAUGCAUUAUUUUAGUACCCACAUGGGUUUUCUUA